Schizosaccharomyces cryophilus OY26 is the source of this 1455-nucleotide messenger RNA. Its product is annotated as hydantoin racemase family protein. The transcript has a single exon. The coding region runs from base 616 to 1329 and encodes 237 amino acids. The record is from RefSeq and is a predicted model, not a curated record. NCBI's taxonomy places the organism in Eukaryota, Fungi, Ascomycota, Schizosaccharomycetes, Schizosaccharomycetales, Schizosaccharomycetaceae.
CUUUGUAUCUGGAGAUUUAUAUAAAACAAACAAAUACCUCUUAGUACGAUUAGACAAAAUUUCAGUUGGCACAAACGGUGGGCUCUUAUUUCAAUAAUUAAAAGGUGUUUUUCAACUGAAAAAAAAAACUUGUAAUGAUUUGGUAGAAAGAUUGUUUCCAAAAUACUGUCUGGGCAGCAUUCUCUAUAUAUGUCUCUUCAGUUUAGAUUAAAAGGUAACCGACAUUUCGGGAGAUUCUAUAACGGAGAUAUUCAUUUUGUUUUCUUCAGUAAUGACACAUUUAACCUGAAAAAGUUUCGCAUACCGUCCUAAUCACCUGUGUUUCGAAGUUUUAUCCCAAGGAAAAGAGAAAAGAAGGAAACAGUUAUAAAUAAGGACGAAGUAAUCGAAGUUCAUUCUUAAUCUUGAGUCAUUUUUAAAGAAUUUGACGUUUGUUUGAUUUCUCGUUCCUUCUCUAGAAUCAUCUCACUUUGAAUUUUAGAUUGGUUUUUUGGUUUGUUUUCAACUAGAAAAGCUUAAGCUCUUUUGGGGUUUCACAAAGCCAGCCAAUUUACUUAAGUUUUCUAUACAGGUUCAGCUUUUCUAUUACCGCCCUUCUUUUUCGCUAAAUUCCACAUGGUACGCAUUCUUAUUAUAAAUCCCAAUUCUACGGGUGAAAUGACCAACAAUGUAAAAAAGGUCUUAGCUUCUUGUACACCGCCGAAUGUCGAAUUGCAUUUCCUUACUUGUCCUCCAGAAGGACCCGCUGCUAUUGAAUCCAUGUACGAUGGAAUUAUCUCGACAUCGGUUGUUAUGAAAUAUCUCAAGUGUCAUCCUCCUCAAUGCGAUGCCUUCCUAAUCGCUUGCUAUUCGGAUCACCCUCUGGUUUCUGCCUUGCGUGAAGCUUAUAGAAAACCUUGUCUUGGCAUUAUGCAAGCCUCGAUUUUCAUGGCUUUGUCGGUGGGUCGUAAAGUAGCGAUUGUUACAACAACAAACCGUUAUGGACCAUUAUUAACGGCCGGUGUUCGGGCCAUGGGUAUUUCUGACAGCGUUUUCGGUGGAGUUGUGUCCACGGGUUUGACUCCCUUGGAACUUGAAUCGAAGCCGCAUACUGAAGUAGAUGCUCUUGUACAGCAGAGUUCUCGCAAAGCAACCCAAGAAAUGGGUGCAGACGUUAUCUGUCUCGGAUGUGCUGGAAUGGCUCAUAUGUUAGAUGUUGUUCAACAAGCAGUGGGCCCUGAUAUUCCCGUCGUUGAAGGAGCAAAGGCUGGUGUUGGCAUGUUGACUUGUCUUGUUCAAAUGAAUUUAUUUACUUCUAAAGCCGGUGCAUAUCAAGCCAUUCAGUUCUAGUUAACAAUUCCAGCAAACGUAAUGCUUUAAGUUGGUAGAGUUUUAUUUUUGCAGCAUUUCAUAGAUACUUACCAACUAAAACGCUUUAGCAUAUUGUAUUAUACAAAAUAGAUUUUUCCUAAAUGU